Messenger RNA from Sardina pilchardus (European sardine), 1540 nucleotides. RefSeq lists its product as uncharacterized. The transcript is spliced from 4 exons. Gene Ontology annotation, cellular component: nucleus. Gene Ontology annotation, biological process: regulation of transcription by RNA polymerase II. Lineage: Eukaryota; Metazoa; Chordata; Actinopteri; Clupeiformes; Clupeidae. The record is from RefSeq and is a predicted model, not a curated record. Bases 154 to 801 code for a protein of 215 amino acids.
UCUGAGAAGCACAGAGCCAGUCCCAUUACAUGUUGAGACACUCCGCUAGUAGCUGUCUAUGUGGGCUGGCACCUUCAAGGAGUUACAGCAACUCUUCAUUUGGAAUAAUUGAUAUGUGUAAACUUUUAUGAAGGAUCUGAGCGUGUCUGUGAAAUGGAGAAUCUGAGGGGCGAGAGUGUGGCGGAGGCGUCGGAGAGAAAGGCGCCACAGCGUGUGCUCUUCACGUACUACCAGGGGGACAUCAACAGUGUGGUGGACGAGCACUUCUCACGUGCCCUCAAAAAGGCCAGCCUCCCCAAAGACCUCAGCACCAAAGCCAGCUCUCCCAGAGACCCCCACGUCAGCAAGCCACGGAGCAGAACCAAGGGCAUCAAGACAGAGCCGCAAACCUCGCCGACGUGGAACCUGUCCAGCCCAGACUGGUCCAAGAGCCCUUUUCCGUCCAGUUCCGGCCCAGGUCUGGCUCAGUUCUCGUCAGCCGAGAGCCCGGUUGCCUCUCAAGGUGUGAUCAUGGGGCCAGGGGGCCUCUCGUCCAGUGUGUGGAGCUACCCCACCAGGCCAGGUGCGGGCUUCGACCUGCCCAUGCUCUACCCACCGGCGGGCCCCACAGAGAGCUCCUCCGGCUCCUUCCUCAGCAUGUUACACAUGGACCGGCCAGCAGGGGGAGUAGUUAUGGCUCCCAAGGUGGAGAGUCCAGACUGGGAUUCACCUUCUGCUUUCAGAGACUCAGUGGGCAACAGGAUCAGCCUAGACUCAGGUGUCCAAGUGCCAGAGAAGACCAAGGACUUGUAUUGGUACUAAAAGAAGAGCCGCCUCUUUUCCUUUGUGGGGAGGAUUCAUUUUGACGUUACGGACAUGGGCGUCAAUGAGCUGUUUAACCCACACGGCCCAUUCAGCAGAGUGGCUUGGAGAAUCCAGCCUAAGAAUGAACAUGGAUAUCUCAGAUCCUCUAUGUGGGUUUCUCUGUCUCUCUAACAGUCACAGCCACAAUGCGGACACGUCGGGUUCCUCAGAAAACCUGUUAGGGGACAGUUUGUCGUUUGUUGCACUAACUGCAGGCUCGUGCCAAGGUUUAGCGCAUGUGAUGCAGACGUGGAGAUUGGCCUGCAGGCACCCUAGAGGAACGAGGAUGGUGGUUACUGUCAUGGAGAAAAGAAUCUGUGGCAACCCAUGACCUGGUAACAGCUCCUCAGUUCCACCACUGACUGACAUGUCCUUACAAGUCCACGCACAGCUUCUGACAUGUAUCCUCAUCUUGAACACUCUUAGUUGUAGUCAUUGUUGCUUAUUCAUCUUAUUCCUUUUAUGCUGUUCUCACAUAAGAAUACAGCAUAUUCACUUUUCAUUUUUCUCUCUCUUUAUCUAUAGACAGUUAGAGAUGGUGAGCAUAUGAGUUGAAAGUAUGAUCAUGUUGGGUUAAAAUAAGAAGUUACACAAAUACAAAAACAUACAAUACUAGAAUCAGAAUGGUCGGCUAUGUAAGAUUAACAAUUAUUUUUAUGGAAAAGUGUUUCUGACCAAUAAAUAGAAAUGUAUAUUG